This is a messenger RNA of Zingiber officinale, 406 nucleotides long. RefSeq names its product reactive oxygen species modulator 1-like. The record is from RefSeq and is a predicted model, not a curated record. NCBI's taxonomy places the organism in Eukaryota, Viridiplantae, Streptophyta, Magnoliopsida, Zingiberales, Zingiberaceae. Gene Ontology annotation, cellular component: TIM23 mitochondrial import inner membrane translocase complex. Gene Ontology annotation, biological process: protein import into mitochondrial matrix; protein insertion into mitochondrial inner membrane. The transcript has 3 exons. Bases 56 to 274 code for a protein of 72 amino acids.
AUAAAAUGAAAUAAAAUCACGGGGGUAGGGUUUAGGUUUCAUCGACUAGACAGGAAUGGGUAGAGACAGCUGCUUGGUUCGCGUCACGGCCGGAGCGGCGAUAGGCGGAUCGAUCGGCGGCGCAGUUGGUGCCGUCUAUGGGACAUAUGAGGCUAUUAGAUACAAGGUGCCUGGAUUGUUGAAGAUAAGGCACAUUGGGCAAACCACUCUUGGAAGUGCAGCAGUUUUUGGACUCUUCAUGGCAGCUGGGAGCUUGAUACAUUGUGGAAAAUAGUACUGACUUCCAUUGUAGCUUAGCAUUCAUAGUUUUGAUGCGUUAAGAGCACUUUGUAUCGUGAAUGUAUUGCUUCUUUCGGUCAAAUUAAAACAUCCAAUAAUUUUGAGGGGAGGUCAAUUUUUUGUAUCA